This is a messenger RNA of Conger conger (European conger), 1144 nucleotides long. Its product is annotated as T-cell immunoglobulin and mucin domain-containing protein 4-like. Bases 57 to 860 code for a protein of 267 amino acids. The record is from RefSeq and is a predicted model, not a curated record. The transcript has 6 exons. Lineage: Eukaryota; Metazoa; Chordata; Actinopteri; Anguilliformes; Congridae.
CAUGACUGAAGCACAUCUCAGCCUUUUCCCACUUUUGCAUCUGAGUUUUGGAGACAAUGCUUCGUUUGCGAGCAGUAUUCUGUUGUCUUACUUCAAUAUUGUCAGUGUGCGAAGGCUACACGCUGAUCGGGAUAACCGGUGGGUCGAUUACUCUGCCCUGCCGCUACGACGUCAAAGCUAACGGACUCACAACGAUGUGCUGGGGAAGGGACGCAGUGCCGGCAUCUAAAUGCAGCAAGACAAUCGUUUCAACCGACGGAGAAAAGGUGACCGUCAAAGAAUCGCGCAGAUACCGGUUACAGAGCGGAGUAGAGAAGGGAGACGUGUCACUGACCAUCGUAAACUUAACGGAGGAAGACUCCGGAAUCUACGGAUGCAGGGUGCAGAUUUCUGGCUGGUUUAACGACCUGAAGCUAAACUUCCAUUUGGUUGUUGUAAAAGAUGCCCAGACAACACGGGCGCGGACAACUCUACCUGCUGAAACUGAUAAGUUGGAUGUCCCGUUCCUGGUCACGGUCCAAGACGAGGCUACAACACAAACAUUUGUCAGCAUGGAGGACUUCUUUUUUCCGGACAUAACGGAAGAUGAAACUGACCUGCCCACCACUGAAACCAUCAAGACGGACUCCUCUAACACCACAGACAAUCUUACCUACACCAGCACAGACGAUCUUCCCGACACCGGAGUCGAGAAGAUUUCUCACAAAUUCAACGGAAAUAUCAUAAGGCUAGGACUGGUCAUCUUCAUCCCAGGGCUGAUUGUCAUGGUAAUUCUUGACCUCAGGUCCCUUCAGCAGAAGAAUCGCAGGAGAAGUGCGCAGUCGGAUGACAGCGCCCCCGCUGUCCAGGUCAGGAACUGACGCACCCGUGGGUGUAGCAGGGCCGCCUCAGCUUCAGCAGAAAGCAGAGAUGGGAACCAACCCCCCAAAAACACAAAUAAUAUAAUACCCUAACCCCCCAAGAACACAAAUAAUAUAAUACCCUAACCACCCAAGAACACAAAUAAUAUAAUACCCUAACCCCCCUAAAACACAAAUAAUAUAAUACCCUAACCCCCCCAAAACACAAAUAAUAUAAUACCCUAACCCCCCCCAAGAACACAAAUAAUAUAAUACCCUAACCCCCCAAGAACACAAAUAAUAUA